Messenger RNA from Chaetomium strumarium, 4061 nucleotides. RefSeq names its product coatomer WD associated region-domain-containing protein. The transcript is spliced from 9 exons. Gene Ontology annotation, cellular component: COPI vesicle coat. Gene Ontology annotation, biological process: retrograde vesicle-mediated transport, Golgi to endoplasmic reticulum; intra-Golgi vesicle-mediated transport; endoplasmic reticulum to Golgi vesicle-mediated transport. Gene Ontology annotation, molecular function: protein binding; structural molecule activity. The coding region runs from base 235 to 3891 and encodes 1218 amino acids. NCBI's taxonomy places the organism in Eukaryota, Fungi, Ascomycota, Sordariomycetes, Sordariales, Chaetomiaceae. The record is from RefSeq and is a predicted model, not a curated record.
GCCACGGUUCCCUAUGGUUUGAUUGACAGGGGAGAACGACACCAGCAGCCGGAACUUGACUCCUCGAAUAACUCAUCCACCACGCCGCCUCACGCCCGGCUGCUGCACUGCGUCCUCUUGCUCCUCGCGACCCCAGCGACGGUCUUCGGAAUUGCCGUCCAGUCCUGCGCAAGCUGCUUCAGCAUCCUGUUGAUGCCGAGAGCCUGCUAGGCCUCUCGGGUCCCCUCAGCCAAGAUGCAGGCCUCCUCGGGAAUGCUCACAAAGUUUGAGUCCAAGUCGUCACGCGCAAAGGGCAUCGCAUUCCACCCUAAACGACCAUGGAUCCUCGUCUCCCUCCACUCUUCCACAAUCCAGCUCUGGGAUUAUCGAAUGGGCACCCUCAUUGACCGAUUCGAAGAGCACGAUGGCCCCGUCCGUGGCGUCGACUUCCACAAGACGCAGCCUCUUUUUGUUUCGGGCGGUGACGACUAUAAGAUCAAGGUAUGGUCUUACCAGACCCGCCGGUGUCUGUUCACGCUCAACGGCCAUCUCGACUACGUCCGUACCGUCUUCUUCCACCACGAGCUGCCCUGGAUCGUCAGCGCCAGUGACGACCAGACCAUCCGGAUAUGGAACUGGCAGAACCGCUCUCUGCUUUGCACCAUGACUGGUCAUAAUCACUAUGCCAUGUGCGCUCAGUUCCACCCCAAAGAGGACCUCGUUGUUUCGGCCUCCCUGGACCAGUCCGUCCGUGUGUGGGAUAUUUCGGGACUUCGCAAGAAGCACUCUGCUCCGACGUCUAUGUCCUUCGAGGAUCAAGUCGCACGUGCCAACGCGAACCAGACCGACAUGUUCGGCAACACAGAUGCCGUCGUCAAAUUUGUCCUCGAGGGCCACGACAGGGGCGUGAACUGGGUGGCUUUCCACCCCACCAUGCCAUUGAUCGUCUCAGCCGGAGAUGAUCGCCUCAUCAAGCUGUGGCGUAUGAGCGAAACGAAGGCUUGGGAGGUCGACACCUGCCGAGGCCACUUCCAGAACGCCAGCGGCUGUCUUUUCCACCCCCACCAAGAUCUCAUCCUUUCCGCGGGCGAGGACAAGACCAUCAGGGUUUGGGACCUGAAUAAGCGGACGGCUGUGCACACCUUCAAGCGUGAGAACGACCGAUUCUGGGUCAUUGCUGCCCACCCGGAGAUCAACCUCUUCGCGGCCGGCCAUGAUAAUGGCGUGAUGGUGUUCAAACUGGAGCGUGAGAGGCCAGCUUCGGCGGUCUACCAGAACACGCUGUUCUACAUUACCAAGGACAAGUGUGUCAAGUCCUACGACUUCCAGAAGAAUGUCGAGUCCCCCACGCUAUUGUCGCUCAAGAAGCUUGGCAGCCCCUGGGUCCCCCCUCGCACCUUAUCUUACAACCCUGCUGAGCGCUCGGUCUUGGUCACAUCGCCGGCAGACGGCGGUACCUACGAGCUCGUCAACCUCCCCCGCGAUGGCUCUGGGGCGAUCGAACCAGCAGAAUCCAAGCGCGGCCAGGGCAACUCGGCUAUCUUCGUCGCCCGCAACCGGUUUGCCGUGUUGAACACGUCCACCCAGACCGUUGACAUCAAAGACCUAACCAACAACACAACGAGGUCGUUCAAGUCCCCAGUGGGAACGAGCGAUAUCUAUUUCGGUGGAACCGGCAACCUUCUCAUCAUCACCCCAACGGCUGUACACCUCUACGAUAUCCAGCAGAAGAAGACGACCGCAGAGCUCGCCGUUAACGGGGUCAAGUACGUCGUCUGGUCGAACGACGGCCUCUAUGCUGCCCUGCUCAGCAAGCACAACGUCACCAUCGUGACCAAGACCCUGGAACAGGUCAGCACGCUACAUGAGACGAUCCGGAUCAAAAGCGCGACCUGGGACGACGCUGGCGUCCUCCUGUACUCGACUCUGAACCACGUAAAGUACACCCUUCUCAACGGAGACAAUGGCAUUGUUCGGACCCUCGAUCAGACGGUGUACCUCGUUCGGGUCAAGGGCCGUAAUGUCUACUGCCUUGACCGUGCUGCGAAGCCCAGGAUCCUGCAGAUCGAUCCCACUGAAUACCGGUUCAAGCUGGCUCUCGUGAAGAGGAAUUACGAGGAAAUGCUGCACAUCAUCCAAAACUCCAGCUUGGUUGGCCAGUCAAUUAUCGCCUACCUGCAAAAGAAAGGCUACCCCGAGAUCGCUCUUCAAUUCGUUCAGGAUCCCGCAACACGCUUCGAGCUUGCGAUUGAGUGCGGGAAUCUAGAGGUGGCCGUCGAGGUGGCUAAGCAGCUGGACCGCCCGAAGCUCUGGACGAGGUUAAGCACCGAGGCGCUCGCUCACGGGAACCACUCUAUUGUCGAGAUGUGUUACCAGAAGCUCAAGCACUUCGACAAGCUCUCGUUCCUUUAUCUCACAACCGGCGACAACACCAAGCUGUCCAGGAUGGCCAAGAUUGCUGAGCACCGCGGGGACUUUACCUCAAGGUUCCAAAACGCUCUGUAUCUUGGCGAGGCCGAGGACCGGAUCCAGAUGUUCAAGGAGAUCGACUUGUACCCCCUGGCGUACAUGACCGCCAAGGCUCAUGGGCUGGACGAGGAGUGCCAGUCCAUCCUUGAAGCCACUGGCCUCACCGAGGAGCAACUUAACCUCCCAACGUUUGGUGAACCACUCACCCCGCCCAGGCCCGUGGUGCCAACGCAUCAGGCCAACUGGCCGACCAAGGCAACCUCACAGUCCUUCUUCGAAAAGGCGCUCCUUGGUCAAAUGGAGGGUCUCUCAUUAGAAGAGGAGCCCGCUGCGGCCAACGGACUGGGCGAGGCGGAAGAGGAAGGCACCGCCAAGCGGGACGCUCUCGGAGAAGCUGAGGAGGAUGAAGACGCUGCUGGCUGGGAUAUGGGUGAAGACAUCGUUCCAGAGGUAGAGGAGGGCUUCGUCAACAUCGAGAGCGCCGAUGCUGGCGGCGCUGGCAGCAGCGAAGCGGAUUUGUGGGCACGCAACUCUCCGUUGGCUGUCGACCACGUUGCUGGCGGCUCAUUCGAGACGGCUAUGCAACUUCUCAACCGCCAGGUCGGUGCGGUAAACUUCGGACCACUAAAGCCCCGGUUCAUGGAGGUGUACCAAGCUUCCAAGACGUACCUCCCCGCGUCUGCCGGCCUACCGCCGCUCGUCAACUACGUCCGUCGCACAGUUGAGGAGUCGGAUCCUAGGAAAGUCCUUCCCAUCAUUCCCCGAGACUUGGAAUAUCUCGCUGCCAACGACCUGCAACGCGGUUAUGACGCAAUGAAGGCCAACAAGCUGGAGGACGGCCUGAAGAUUUUCAAGGGCAUUCUGCACUCGGUGCUCAUCAACGCUGUGGGCAGCGACAGCGAGGUGGCCGAGGCUAAGAAGCUGAUUGCUUCAGCGAGCGAGUACGCUGUGGCCAUGUCGAUUGAGCUUGGGCGAAGAGCCCUGGGCACGCCUGACGCCAUCAACAAGAACCCCCAGCUGCUGAAACGGAGCUUGGAGCUGUCGGCUUACUUCACGAUUCCGAAGAUUGAGGUGCCGCACCGGCAGCUGGCGCUCUUGAACGCCAUGAACCUGGCUAUGAGGAGCAAGAACUACAACUCGGCUCUGAGCUUUGCCAAUAGGAUAUUGGCCAAUGGAGGCGCGAGCAAGAUUCUGGAGAGUGCCCGCAAGACAAAGGCUCAGUGCGAGCGCAGUCCGCACGACGCAGUAGAGAUCGAGUUUGACCAGUUUGCCGAAUUCGAGAUCUGCGCCGCAAGCCACACGCCUAUUUACAGCGGCACCGCGUACGAGGAGUGCGCCUUCGACGGGUCCAAGUAUCACACCAAGUAUAAGGGCACAGUGUGCGUGGUUUGCGAGGUCUGCGAGGUCGGCAAGCACGGGAGUGGCCUGAAGCUGUUCGCUUAAGACGGUACAAGGCGAAUGGGCGGAGCUAUAAUAUAGCCAGAGGUGCUUGAUGUAUCUGGCUCGCAACUUGGCGGGGGCUUUAUGGAGUGGAAAAGUCUAGAGAAGCUGGUCACGGCUAGGCGGGCAUGUUUGAUGUGUGGAUCAUGAGUUCCAGUAGUUGUAACCUGAGC